CUGUUUUAUUAUAUUAAUUUAUCAUAAGACGUAGUUUACCAAGAGUGGCCAUUCUUGGGCAAAGUACCCAUUUUGGCAAUCAAGAAAACCGAAAUGGCGGAGAAACGAGAAUCUGGAAGAAUCAAGGAGUCGGAGCAGAAGCGCAUUCUGGAUGAGGCAGCUCGGCGCAGGCGUCAACGUAAGGCCCUGGAGGCACUUGAGUCAGACAACUUCCAGGACGACCCUCACGCAGACCUUAAGAUGAGCAAGAAGGCGCCGAAGUUUGAGGAAUCAAUGGACACAACUCCCCAAACUGGUGGAAGGAAGAAGAAGAAAUACCGCAGUGAUCACCUGAAGUACAGAUUCAAGAAGAGCUUUUCUGCGCUUAUAGAGGAAGAGCACCUGACAAAUAAGGAUCCCCCCAACUACGUGAGUGUGUGUGCCCCGCCCUCCAGGCUCCCCCCUCGACACUUCUGUGCAGUCUGCGGAUACAUCUCUACAUACACCUGUGUGCAGUGUGGGGCGAGGUAUUGCUCCAUUAAAUGUCUUGGAACCCACCAAGACACAAGAUGCUUGAAGUGGACUGCUUGAGGCGUAAUACACGUUCUUUUGAAAAUGGAUAAAAGUCUUUGUAAUUUUGAAUCCGUUGCCAAGAUGCAGCCAAGCAAAAUAAGAAAAGAAAAAGACUGAGGAGGAGCCCACAAAGUGUAUUGAAUUUGUUUGGAUAUCCAUUACUAUGCCUUGUGGCAACUGAAGAAAAUGACAUUACUUAUGAUGUCUUUGAACAGGAAAGAUGGACAUAAUAAAUGCAGGAUAGAUGCGCUCUCAUGCAGAAUUGCGGAAGGUUUCUUUUGACAUGUGUGCAAUUAAUGACUGUGUACCGAAGCUAUUGGCGUCAGAGCGGGAAUUCACAAAGCAUCGUAAGGGAAACUUAAAGAAAUGUCAUGCAUGCAUGUAAUUCAUUAAGUCUCUUGAUAUUGCAUUUAUUGGUAGCUUUUAACUGACAAUAAAAUGUUACAAUAUAUGUAUAUAUGUAUAUAUUCAGGAUAUUUGUUGAUAUCCUUGUGAGAUCGUAUUAUGUUUUCAUAAGUGGUGGUCAUAUAAAAUAAACUUUCAUUGGUGGUUGAACCACAGUAAAAAUAUAUGUUUUAUAUGACAACGAAUGAAGAGGAAGAGCACAGAUAAAGGUAGAUAUGACGAAGUAAACACUUCAUGUUACUAUUUAAUUAUAUGUCAUUUGAUUGGUUGAUUUUUCCAUAAUUUUCCUGAAUAAUUUUACGAGUAACAAAUUAGAUGUCUUAUAAGUGUUUAUCUUAUCCCUCACAGUCAAUUAAAAAGCAUAGCAAACUCGAACACACGUUUGUUCUGUCGUCGGUCUGUCUUGUGUACGCACGUUUUAUGUGCUGGGCGGGAAUGAUCAGCAUGAGCAGUGAGUAGUGCUUUUUUUUGCAAUGAUCAAAAUAAUGCAUGAAAAGUAUGUUUUCUAUAUCAUUUUUUUGUUAUCUGCCAUUUGUAAUUUUUUGAUUGUUAAUUGAGUAACUUAGUUUUAUUAUUGGUAUGUUCUUUUGCAAGAAAUGAUCCUAGUUUUUAAUGUUUCUUUAUCCCAUAGUAGCAGACAGACAGACAGACAUAGAGACAGAGCCUACAUUGAACAAAUUAAUCUCGGUGACUUCCAGUGCCAUAAACUUGGAUGCAUUUUAACCUUGUUGAAAACGAAGAAAAAUUUUAUGUAUUAAAAUAGCAUUUGUUGUUUCGUCAUUUGCUAGUGUUAUUUUUUGUUUAUUUGAAAACUAAUAAAUCAAUUGUUUAGUUUAAUUACAAAAAAGUA
Dreissena polymorpha is the source of this 1807-nucleotide messenger RNA. RefSeq names its product zinc finger HIT domain-containing protein 1-like. Gene Ontology annotation, biological process: chromatin remodeling. The transcript has 6 exons. Gene Ontology annotation, cellular component: Swr1 complex. The record is from RefSeq and is a predicted model, not a curated record. Bases 94 to 570 code for a protein of 158 amino acids. Lineage: Eukaryota; Metazoa; Mollusca; Bivalvia; Myida; Dreissenidae. Gene Ontology annotation, molecular function: nucleosome binding.